Vollenhovia emeryi is the source of this 1968-nucleotide messenger RNA. It is a transcript of the gene Pkc53E, whose product is annotated as protein kinase C, brain isozyme. The transcript has 13 exons. Gene Ontology annotation, biological process: protein phosphorylation. The coding region runs from base 184 to 1827 and encodes 547 amino acids. Lineage: Eukaryota; Metazoa; Arthropoda; Insecta; Hymenoptera; Formicidae. The record is from RefSeq and is a predicted model, not a curated record. Gene Ontology annotation, molecular function: ATP binding; diacylglycerol-dependent serine/threonine kinase activity; zinc ion binding.
UUCGGGAAACAGGGAUAUCAGUGCCAAGUCUGUAGUUUCGUCGUUCACAAGCGAUGUCACGAAUACGUGACCUUCACGUGUCCGGGGGCCGACAAAGGAGCCGACUCGGACGCGGCGAGCCAAAAGCACAAAUGGGAGGUUUUCACGUACCUGACGCCGACCUUCUGCGACCACUGCGGCUCGAUGCUUCACGGUAUCGCCCAUCAGGGACUCAAGUGUUCAGCAUGCGACAUGAACGUGCACAAAAGAUGCGAGGAGAGCGUGCCGAAUCUAUGCGGAUGCGAUCACACCGAAAGACGUGGUCGUAUACACCUGCACAUCUCAUGUGCCGGUAGCAAACUCUCCAUAGAAGUGCGAGAGGGACGAAAUCUCAUUCCGAUGGAUCCGAAUGGGCUAUCGGAUCCCUACGUUAAGCUGAAGCUAAUCCCGGUAAUCCCGGAUUCGGACAACGUGAAGAAGAAAACGAAGACAAUCAAGGCGUGCUUAAAUCCAGAAUGGAACGAGACAAUCAUCUUCGACCUCAAACCCGAGGAUAAAGAUAGACGGCUGCUGAUCGAGGUAUGGGAUUGGGACCGAACAUCCAGAAACGAUUUUAUGGGAUCCUUAUCCUUUGGCAUAUCGGAGCUUAUUAAAGCGCCUGCAAGUGGAUGGUUCAAGCUGCUCACUCAAGAGGAAGGAGAGUUCUACAAUGUACCUGUUCCAGAGGAAGGCGUCGACCUCGCCGAGCUUAAAACCAAAAUGCGGAAAACUUCGGUGACGAAAAAGACACACACGGCCCAGGACAAGGAUGUGCCGCACAACAUGGGCAAGAGUGACCUGAUAAGAGCUAGCGAUUUCAAUUUCUUAAUGGUACUUGGCAAAGGCAGCUUCGGCAAGGUCUUGUUGGCGGAGAGAAAGGGAACUGAUGAACUGUACGCCAUCAAAAUCUUGAAGAAGGACAUCAUUAUCCAGGACGACGAUGUGGAAUGCACAAUGGUUGAGAAACGUGUACUCGCGCUCUCGAGCAAGCCGCCCUUCCUGGUGCAAUUGCAUUCUUGUUUUCAGACGAUGGAUCGCCUGUACUUCGUGAUGGAAUAUGUGAACGGCGGCGAUCUGAUGUACCAAAUACAGCAGUGUGGCAAAUUUAAAGAGCCUGUGGCAGUAUUCUACUCGUCUGAGAUAGCGAUCGGCUUGUUCUACCUGCACUCGCGCGGUAUCGUUUACCGCGAUCUCAAGCUUGACAAUGUCUUGCUGGACCAAGAUGGUCACAUAAAAAUUGCGGACUUCGGCAUGUGCAAAGAAGGCAUCACCGGUGACAAGACCACCAAGACCUUUUGCGGCACGCCUGAUUACAUAGCGCCUGAGAUUAUCUUAUAUCAACCUUACGGAAAAUCCGUAGACUGGUGGGCUUACGGUGUAUUACUCUACGAGAUGUUGGUAGGUCAGCCUCCGUUCGACGGUGAGGAUGAGGAUGAACUUUUUUCCGCGAUUACGGACCACAAUGUCAGUUACCCGAAGAGUCUGUCUAAAGAAGCCAAAGAAGUUUGUAAAGCGUUUCUCACGAAGAAUCCGAGCAAGAGACUGGGAUGCGGAAUGCGCGGCGAAGAAGACGUGCGAAUCCAUGCAUUUUACCGGCGUAUCGAUUGGGAGAAGAUAGAGAAUCGCGAGGUGCAGCCACCUUUUAAGCCAAAAAUUCAACAUCGUAAGGAUGUGAGUAAUUUCGACAAGCAAUUCACCUCAGAGAAGACAGAUCUGACCCCCACGGAUAAGCUAUUCAUGAUGAAUUUGGACCAGACGGAAUUUAUGGGUUUCUCGUAUCUCAAUCCGGAGUUUGUGCAACAUGUUUAAGCGAACUUUUCUGUCUUAGGCUUCUACCCAUUCUUCACUUCAUUCCUCAUCAUUCAUCUUUCUUGUUAUCACUCAGGGCUCUCUCUCUCUCUCUCUCUCCCCCCCCCUCCUCUCUCUCUCAUGCUCUCUCUCACUCACUCA